Photinus pyralis (common eastern firefly) is the source of this 1075-nucleotide messenger RNA. RefSeq names its product pleckstrin homology domain-containing family A member 3-like. Gene Ontology annotation, cellular component: trans-Golgi network; recycling endosome; early endosome. Gene Ontology annotation, biological process: receptor recycling; endosome organization; retrograde transport, endosome to Golgi. The record is from RefSeq and is a predicted model, not a curated record. Lineage: Eukaryota; Metazoa; Arthropoda; Insecta; Coleoptera; Lampyridae. The transcript has 4 exons. The coding region runs from base 172 to 816 and encodes 214 amino acids.
UGUCAAUAUCAGCUGUACGUAAAUAAUACGCAUAAUAAUACGUGGUAGCGAGCGGUGUGGAAGUAAUCAACAAAACAACUUUCUAUCGGUUUUGAAAUUAGAGCAGCAGCAGGAACAGGAAGACUAAAUCUGCAUUCUAAAAGAUGUAGAUUAAGUGAUAGUAGUAAAAGAAUGGAGGGUGUAUUGUGGAAGUGGACUAAUUAUUGGAACGGCUGGCAGACACGAUGGUUUGUACUGGAAAAUGGCAUUUUAACGUAUUACAAAUCCCAGGAGGAGGUUAACAAAGGCAGCAAAGGCUCCAUUAAGGUGCAGGCGUGCGAAAUUAUCGUGCACACUAUCGACACAACACGCUUGGACUUGGACAUUCCCGGUGAACAGCACUUAUAUUUAAAAGCGGCUACACCCCAAGAACGACAAGGUUGGCUAAUCGCAUUAGGAACCGCAAAAGCGUGCGUUUCGAAUAGAAGCCGAAAGGAUACAAGCGACAAUAUAUUCUACAAUAGCGAAUCGGAGGUAGAUACCCUUAAAAGUAAGAAGUCCGAACUCAGACUGUACUGCGAUUUACUCAUGCAACAAGUUCAUACUGUGAAAACGGCAGCGAACGUGGAAGGAGGACCCGAAAUUUCGAAAAUGGACGAGGCGACCAGUUUGCUUACUGCAACAUGUGAUACUUUCAUCAAGACGUUGGAGGAUUGCAUGAAACUCUCUCAUUCGAAUGUGCUGUACGAAAUAACGCAACAUAACGACGCAAUCAUACCCAACAUCGGGGUGUCUAAGAAGAGGACAAUUCUUCGGCCCCACUCGAAUGAUUGUUGAAAAAUUCCGUUUGCCAAAAUUGUUAUGACUUUCAUUUAUGUCAAAAUGGGUGUAUGUGUGAUCUUUAAUGUUUAUGUUACCUACCAUACCUUAGGACUUAGGUAGCGUACUUAAAUAAUCUCAUUAUUUAUAACAUGUAAAAAUAUAUGUUAAUUGUGAUACAUAGAAUAUAACUCUUAAUAUAGGCAGACAUUUAAAGGGUGGAAGUUAACAUUCUAAAAUGAAACUAACUAUAGCAAUUAAAUGACAGAUACAGAUU